AUGUCACGGCAUAAUGAGACAUCUCCCCUUCUCUCUCACCAAAGAGAAGAUGGGUACCAAACGCAAGGGAGAGCAUCUCAUACCAUCUAUCGAGAAGCCCUGGAUUUAUUCAAGGCCACCGUGCCAAUAUCGGCGUCCUUUGCUCUACAAAACAUUGUGCAAGCUGCUAGUGUCAUCAUUGUCGGACGCCUCGGCCCACACGAACUUGGAAUAGCCUCCUAUGGAUAUAUGUUUGCCACAUGCACUGGGAGCAUGGUCGCAAUUGGUGGUGCAACGGCACUCGAUACGUUGUGUGGCCAAGCAAUCUCCUCGCCAAGCUUCAAGGCUCAGCCCACAAUUUUAGGCAAGCACUUACAGCAGAGUUUGUUCAUAUUAAGCCUUCUGUUCUUGAUCUUCAUCACUCCCAUUUGGAUAUUCUCUAACCGCUUGUUCUUAAUAUUGGGUCAAGAAUCGUGGCUAGCGGAAGGGACAGGCAAGUUUCUCCUCUGGAUGCUCCCUGCUGGUUACAGCCAGAUGAUUGUCGAGUGUCUCAAAAAGUAUGCACAAGUCCAAGGUCAAAGCAAUGCUGUCGGAUGGGCCGCCCUAGCUGCCACAGUGAUUGGUGUGGGCGCAAAUUUCGUCUUUGUUCAUGCAACUGCUCUUAGAAUUCACGGCGCGCCUGUUGCUUUCUUCAUCUAUCAGUUCGCUACGAUCGCCUUCUUGUCCUUUCUCUUGUUGAAACAGGAACGCGGCUUGAAGACAAUCCGAUUAGUGAGGCAAUGGAGCCAGUUCUCACACGGCUUGUUAACCAACGCCUCGUUGGCCAUUACUGGACUUCUCACGAUUGCCACAGAGUGGUGGAGCUUUGAGAUUCUAGCGAUUAUGGCUGCCAAUUUGUCGACAAAUGAGAUCAGUGCACAAAGUAUCCUCAUGUCAGCAGAUCUGAUUUUCACCACAGUUUCCUUAGGUAUAGGCGUCGCAGUCAGCCAUCAAGUAGGGAAGGCUCUAGGUGCCAAAGAGAUCCAACUCGCACGGCGCGCAGCCAUGUCAUCAUAUCUGCUUGCAGCCUGCCUCGGCAUCCUGGAGCUCGCAUUGAUUAUGUCUUUUCGAAACUCCUUUGGCUAUCUGUUCACUUCAGACCCCGAAGUGGUGGAAACCACAGCAAAGGUGCUUCCGUUCAUGGCUGUUUUCCAGAUUCUAGAUCUUACAAAUGGGGGUGCCGGAGGAAUCUUACGAGGCGUGCGAAUGAACCAUCUCUCUGGCAUGUGCAAUUUCAUGGCUUAUUACGGCGUCGGGUUGACAACAGCAUGGGCGCUUUGCUUCCGUCUUGGUUGGCGCUUAACCGGGCUAUGGGCUGGAAUCAUCACGGGUAGUGGUGCUUUGCUGGUUUUACAAACUGGCUGUGUAUCAAGUCUAUCAUGGACCAAGUUGGUGAACAAAGCAUCUGGAGAGAUCUCGGACUAG
This is a messenger RNA of Clonostachys byssicola, 1443 nucleotides long. The record is from the annotation of a GenBank genome assembly. NCBI's taxonomy places the organism in Eukaryota, Fungi, Ascomycota, Sordariomycetes, Hypocreales, Bionectriaceae.